This is a messenger RNA of Styela clava, 1009 nucleotides long. RefSeq lists its product as uncharacterized. Lineage: Eukaryota; Metazoa; Chordata; Ascidiacea; Stolidobranchia; Styelidae. The record is from RefSeq and is a predicted model, not a curated record.
UUAGCGUACCAUUUGAUGCUGGGAGCUAUCAUCUACAUUCUACGUCACACAGAUUAUAUUAAAAUAUUCUAUUAUCACAAUCCGGACUUGUUGAAAGGCCGUUGCCAGCCAACUCUAAAUUGCCACUUGGUGGAGAUGGAGUUCUACAUGGAAAACAAAAAUUCUGUCCGAGUGAAGAUGCCGGAAGACGAAGUAAAAGUUAUAAAAAUAUUAGGAAGAAACAAUCUUCCCGAUCGAUUAUUCGCACUGUACCUGAUAUGCCCGGAAAAUGAUGGGGAUCAGUGGAAUCAGCGUAAAACCAAAGCUAUCACUUCUAAAGACUGGGAUCUUAAUAAACUGACACCGGAAGAAAAAGAACAGCGAGCAAGUUACAGGGUACAAUUCAAGUGUGGCGAGACUGUAGCUGAUGCUACAAAUGACAAAGUGAAAGGUUUCAUUGUAGACACUGAUGAUGAGGAUAUGAUGUACUUCGUGAUCUCGCGAAAAUAAAGACCCUUGUUGAUCAACCCAUUAUGCUUGUAUUUCAUAUAUAAUUGUGUUAAAAACUUAGUCUUCACUUAUAUCUGAUUCAGACCAAUGAUAUCGCCACUGUCCAGUAAGUGACCUUACAUGGUGUCAUACUGACUUCAUGGCAUCAAAACGUACAGUACUGCAAACUGUAUUAUAUUUUAUUUGAUUAUGUUACUAUUGAUACUUUUUAAUAUUAAUACGAAACCAUGAUGAUUCUGUCUUUAUAAAUUGAAAAGUAUUUGUAUUGUUCACAAUUUAAAUUUACUUCCCAAUAUUUCCACCAUGCGUGUUCUAUAUUUACUGUCUUGCCUUUCACAAGACGGAACUUUCGGCGGUGUUUUUGUGAGAGCGAUUCGGCCUGACAAUAUUAGUACGGUCUUUUAUCUUGUGUGCAUUCAACCAUGAAGUAGCUGAUAGUUAUCACAAUACAAUUUCGUUUUAAAGUCGUGUGAAUGUAUUUGCGUUUUGAAUUUGGGUAAUAUUAUCGAUAGAGAAUGUA